AUGUCCGACGUGAUACGAUCGUCCUCGCGACACGGAAGGCGUCCUCGUCGUGUGCUCGAGGACGCUUUCAAUGAAGUCGAAGCCAAGCACACAUCGUCGCAUCGUCGACGGUCGAGUUCUCGUGCUAGCAGCCGCCGUCAUGGACGAUCUUCACGUGCUUCGUCUGUGCAGAGCGAGUUUUACGAUCUGAGUGGCUCCGAUGUGGCAUCAUACAUGACUGGUUCGCAGCUAAGUGUAGCCACAAUGGAGACGGAUCCAGCCUAUGCUAGCCACCAGCGCGGUGCGGCGGAUGAGGCCGUGGGCCUGAGUGGUAUCGAGCCACCGAUGUCCUCCAGCAAGGAGCGCAGCUCGCGCCGUCGCAAAAGCCGUUCGCACCGUACGGCGGAGGAGGGAGAGCGACCCCGCUCGCGCACGCACCGUUCGCGACGAUCACAUGGGGACGAAGCUUCGACGAGCCGUCCUCGCUCGCAGCACCGUCGCUCGCGGCGUAGCAGUGAGGAGGAGCAGGCGCAGCGCCGUGCCGAACGCAAGGAACGCAAAGAACGCAAAGAACGCCGAGAACGCCGACGUGAGAGCGGAAGCAGGUACGCCGAGAGCCAAACGGGGUCGGAAUGGUCGGACGACGUGGGCUCUGUGGUGUCCAGCCAGGCGCACUCGGAAUCGUCUCGUCGGCAUCGCCGUCGUAACAGCCGCUCGGUGGCAUCUGGGCUGUCGGAAGAGCGAAGCGAGGCAGGUGAUUCGACACGUCGUCGCCACCGACGCCGUAGCGGCUCGUCGCAGGGCAGUGACAGUGGGCGGUCACGUCGCCGCUCUCUACGUCGUUCACGGACGCGCGACUCGACGCGCCAUGCACAUGCCAGGUCGGGUCGGGCUGGGCUGGAUGCGCUGGAAGAAGAGCAUGCAUCGAUUUUGGAGCGUGAUUUGCAGGACCAGGAUCCGUAUGCAUCGCCUGUGCCUGGCUCUACGACGGCCAGCACGGACGCGGCGCGAUCGCGACGCUUGCUGGGCCUGGGUGGACUUGCGAAGCUACCAAGUCUACGACGAAGCAGCCAAAAAGGCCUGGGAAUUAGCGUGAAAGACGACUCAGCCUCGGAGGCCCGCAUGGCUGAGCAGCGGGCCAAGGCGGAUGCCAAGACGGAAGCGGCGCUGCGCAAGCUGGACGAGGCCGAGCAGAAGCGACUCGCUGUGCUGCAGAAGAAGAAGGAGCGCGCAGAGCAGAAAGAAGAAGAAGCACGACGCAAAGCCCUGGUCACGCAGCGCAAGAAAGAGCUGGCGUACACCGCGAAGCAGGAGAAGCUGGGAGAAAAGGAGCGACGGCGUCAGGAGAAAGAGGAGGCGAAGAAGGCAGCUGAGGCCGCGAAGCAAGCGCGUGCAUCGGAGGCGCUGAUCGAAGUGCAGCGACGUGAGCGUGAGCGUGAGCUGGCCGAGAUGGAUCGUAAGCAGCGGCGCUUGAUGUCGAUUACGCCCUUCCGACGUCGUCACCCGAAGUUGGAGCUAAGCAUGAUGACGCCGAUGCAGCGCCAUAUGUUGGUCAAAGUGCUUGUUAUGCUGCAAGUGCAGGAGGAGUGGAUGGGAUUGGGCCAGCAUGGUAUGAUGGGAUUGUAUGGCUUCCCCUUUAGCACAGAGCGUCAGCCUGUAAGCGAGCGUCGUGCCAAGCUGCUUCUCUUUAAGAAGGAACACAAGCCAGUGCCUGCGUCCUUGGCGCCGCCUGAUGAGCCGCUCAUUUUGCGCCAUAUGUUCCAAGUGCACCUUCGUCAGCUGCCGGGCCUGCGUGAUGCGCCGCUGGAGUACUGGCGCAAGCGUGUGCAGCGCAUCAACGAAGUGUACUGUGACGAUGCGAUGUCGACGUCGCGGGAGCAGACGCAGUUGGUCUUGUCGCAUAUGCUGUCGCUGGUCGGUACGCAGUACUUGGGUCUCUUCUUUGCGCGUGGUGUGGGUGUUCGUGGCACGGAUGAGCUGCGUGGCCCUGGCAUUGGCGACCCAGGCACAGAAGAAUGGGGCGUCGGCAAAGGCUGGGGGGCAGGUACAGUGAAACGUGGCCUGGCGCGGCCGUAUGUGUUGACGGACCGCGACUAUGACCUCAUUGACUCGCUCUUUGAGGACACAGAGCGCGAUGUGUGGCAAGCCGCUGGGCGUGAAUCGGAGCGUGUGCAGGGCGACUUUAAUGCGUUCAAGGAGAAGAUCAUCGAGCAGGAAACGGGUCUGGAGGAGAUCACGUCGUACCUCACAGUGAGCCAAGUGGCCAACUUGCCGAUCGAGCUGCAGAAUGCCGAAGAGUGGGUCCGAAUCCACGUCGCGUUGGUCUGCCGCUGGCUGCUGGUCGAGUCGCCGGCCGCUGAUGCGCUAUUCAACUUUGUGCGUAUUGCGCACUCGCUCUUCCCGUACUGGGCUGUUCGACAGGCGCUGAUGGUGGCGAAUGCACAGACGAUGAUCCAAGUCGUGCUCUCCAUUUUGCUGGUGCAGCCGAUGGGAGCUGAUUCGCUGUUCCAGCGGAUUAUCGGCUACGCGAUUGGGCGCGAAGCUACGACGAUGCAGAAAGAGGUGAUUGAGCCUCUGCGUCGCGAAGUGGCUGAAUCGAUGCUGAUCAACAAGGUCGACGCGUACGUGCGUCAGCGCACCGCGUCGGGCGUGGCGCAUCUCGAAGCCGAGUCGAUCAAGACAGGCAACGAUUUGUUGACGACCAUUCUGCUCACACCCACAGAGCCGCUCCUGGACUCGGGCCUCAAAUCGCACGUGUUGUCGAUGCAGGCGGCGUACGCGGCAUCGCCGUAUCGUACGCAGCCCGACUUGGCCUACCCGGCGUCGACACCGCAAGGCAAGAAUGCCAAGCCGAUACCCAGUUGGGGCGCGCCGCCGGGCGACGUGAACAAGGCGCGCGAAUUUGCGCUGCUGAAGCUGUACCUCCGCUCACUCCUAGAGAAGCAUGAUCGGCAGCGCCUGGCCAAGCUGCUGAGCUCCAGUCUGUUUGUCAACUUUAUCAAGGACUCGCUGCAGCAUGUGUUUUACGAUGCAGUGCGGCAAGUGUCCAAGUCGGCCGAUCUCAGCGGACGGCUGGCCGACUUGCAAAAGCUGCUGGACGAUGCGAUCGACGUGCGGAAGAACUCGGACAACUCGCUCGAGGCAUGGAUUGCAUUGGCCACCAAGCACCAUGAAUUCAUCUACUUUUUCGUGCACGAAAUGGCCCCGAUCCUCGAUCCCAUUUGGCAAUGGUGCCAGUACGGCUUGGACUACAUGUCGCUCUCAACCACUGAUCCCCAGCGUCCUGACGACCGACGUGCGCAGGACAUUGAAGUCAACCUCGACGAAAUGCUGCAGGACGAGCGCUUGUCCGACAAGGACGUCGAUCGCAUCCUCCAGGAAAUGGACCAGUUGAUUGAGUACAGUCGCUGGAGCAAAAUCCGUCGUGAGCUGCAGUUCCGUCGUCUGUUCUUGCUCUCGCAUACGCCGUCGUCGUCUGGCCUGUGGCACGAAAGCAUCCCCAGCGACGAGAUGCGCAAGGAACUCCGCGACGUGGAUGGACUCCUCGCCGAACUCCUGCGCAAAGAAGGCAAGGCUAUGGACGAUGGCGCGUGCGAUGACAUUCGCGGCGGCGAGCGCAAAGACGUGCCAUGGGCCUUUUUCGAUGCCGCGGAUCCCCUGGGCCAGGCGAUUCGGGCCGAACCCGCGUCGAAGCAGCAUCGAUUGCUGCGCGUACGCCCCGGCCUUCGGCCGCCCACGCUAGAGGCGACACGCAAACUCCAGCCGCUCUUCCGCGAGUUGCUCGUCGCCGAGCUCCCAGAUUGGCUGGAUCAGGACCUCAAUGGCGAGCCACGUGUAGCGCCGAAAUCGCUGGCGCAGGCGUCUUCCAAGCUGCUCCGCAAGACGCGGCGUGGUGAGGCGGCCUAA
Malassezia pachydermatis is the source of this 3885-nucleotide messenger RNA. RefSeq lists its product as hypothetical. The record is from RefSeq and is a predicted model, not a curated record. Lineage: Eukaryota; Fungi; Basidiomycota; Malasseziomycetes; Malasseziales; Malasseziaceae. Gene Ontology annotation, molecular function: phosphatidylinositol binding. The transcript has a single exon. The coding region runs from base 1 to 3885 and encodes 1294 amino acids.